UAUAGUUAAUCUCCAAAUCUAGAAUUAGGUUUUUCCUCUUGUGAAGAAGAAGCAGCGUUGGCGCCUCCAGAUCAAUCUUCUUCAAUUAACCUAAUUCUACUUGAAAUUGUCUCUUGAUUCCACCCUUAAAGGCUACUCCAAUGGCUUCCAACAACCUAGAAAAAGAACAGAUAUUUGGACUGGCAGAGAAGGAGAUGGAAUAUAGGGUUGAAUUGUUCAACAAGCUUACACAAACAUGUUUCAGCAAGUGUAUGGAGAGCAGGUACAAAGAAUCUGAGCUGAAUAUGGGUGAAAAUAGCUGUAUUGACCGAUGUGUCUCAAAAUACUGGCAGGUGACUAACCUGGUUGGUCAGCUGCUCGGUGCAAAUAAACCUUCACUUUAAAGAAUUUUCUCCUUAAGUUUUCCAAAUUUCCAUGGAACAACACUAUAUUGCUCUAAACAUUAUGACCUGAAUAAUAACAUGCCACUGCCCUUAUUGAAAUGCUGAAAUUUUGUUUCAGUUCUUUAUUAGACUUAUUUAUACAAGAUAUUGGUUAUAAAUAAAAUGUGAAGGAAUUGUCUUUCUU
Impatiens glandulifera is the source of this 567-nucleotide messenger RNA. RefSeq names its product mitochondrial import inner membrane translocase subunit TIM10-like. The transcript is spliced from 5 exons. The coding region runs from base 141 to 383 and encodes 80 amino acids. Gene Ontology annotation, biological process: protein insertion into mitochondrial inner membrane. Gene Ontology annotation, cellular component: mitochondrial inner membrane. NCBI's taxonomy places the organism in Eukaryota, Viridiplantae, Streptophyta, Magnoliopsida, Ericales, Balsaminaceae. The record is from RefSeq and is a predicted model, not a curated record.